AUGGAUUGGUCAGACCACAAGAUUGACACAGGGAGCUAUCAAGCCAACACUUCGCCAUGGGUGGUUGAGCACCUUUCGAAACCGAAAGAUGGACUCAGCAGUCGUCAGCUCUUCGGUGUCCUAGGUCUAUUAGCACUAUGCUUGUGCAUAAAUGUAGCACCGGAGAGAUCUGAGAGCUUGUUGGCAGGAUUACAACAUUGCGCUAAGCAUGAAGAUAUCCCAAAUCCCGCUCUACAUCGUCGAGGCCGAGCACAAUCGGAUAGAUACGAAGAAGGUAGUCCAGAUGUGUACAUAUACAACGCUACAGUAUGGACAGGAGCGAAGAAUGGGACAGAAACGCUUUACAAUUCAUCAGUCUUGCUCUCAAAAGGAUUAGUCAAAGCAAUCAAUCCGAAAACCGACAAGGUGUCCGGUGUGGUACAGAAAGUAAACGCCAUGGGUGCGUGGGUUACACCAGGUAUCGUUGACAUGCACAGUCACGCUGGGCAGGUCACAUUCCCGAUCUUUGCUGCUACCAACUCCUUAGUUAGCCAUAAUAACAUCAUCAUGCCUUUUUCUCAAGCCAUAGACAGUUUCAACACUCAUGAUCUGGCGCUACGGUUAGUCACCUCUGGAGGUACAACUACAUCCAUGAUUCUUCCCGGUUCCAGUUCGGCUAUGGGCGGAGAAGCGUGGGCUAUGAAAUUUCGUAAUACCACUGCGAAUUCACCUACCAGCAUGUUGAUUGAGCCCCCAUUUGAAAUAUCGCAACAGGGACAAUACCAGAGGACUAAGUCCUGGAGAAAUGCGAAACAUGCAUUAGGAGAAAAUAUCAGCAAAACUUGGAAGGAGAUCGGUGGUACAAGGGAAGACACUAUUUAUUACAUUCGAAAGGCGUAUUCAUCCGCCGUCGACAAAAGAGAUGCCCAAGAUGCCUGGUGUCGAGUAGCCUCCAAAGUGUCUACAAGACAGUCGAGAUACCUUCGCUGGCCAUUUGGAAGAGGCUCUUCUGGUACAGCCGCCAAGGAUCUAGGUGACUAUCCCAAAUCUAGUCUCGAGGAGGAAUUAUUGGUAGAUGUAUUACGCGGUAAAGUCAGGAUACAUGUUCAUGCUUACGAAUCAACUGACUUCGACGCCCUCAUGCGGAUAAGCAACGAAUUUCGAUUCCCGAUCGCUUCCAUACAGCAUGCACAUGAAGCAUGGACAUCAGUCGAAACCUUGAAAAGGUUUUAUGGAGGUCCCCCUGCUAUUGCCAUGUUCGCUACUAGUGCUCCAUACAAGCAUGAAGCCUAUCGUCAUUCGCUUUUUGCACCGAUUAUUCUCGCUGAGCAAGGUAUACCGGUGAUUUUCAAGAGUGACCAUCCUCCAGCUGUCGACUCUCGAUACCUCCUAGCAGAGGCUGCGUUGGGACAUCACUUUGGACUGGCAACCAAUCUUGCCAUGAUGUCGGUCACUUCUGAGCCAGCCAAGGCCAUCGGGCUUGACCACCGAGUCGGAUAUCUACUUCCCGGAUAUGACGCAGAUGUAGUGAUCUGGCAAUCUCAUCCAUUGACUCUGGGUGCAACUCCGGCGCAAGUAUAUGUAGAUGGCAUACCUCAGCUUGAAGCACCUGCUUUGGUAUCUCGACCUGCAAUAGACCAAGAAACGCCGCCUUCGGCGGAUUACUCUCAACAGAUUAAAGCAGCCAAAAUCUCUCACCACGGAGAUGUAGAUUUAAAUCCUACCUGGAUCGAACAGUCCCUGACUUUCUCCAAUGUUUCCAGUUACAUCUCCCGCAGAAAUGGAGCUUUGCAUGAAGACGUCUUUGACGAGGGACGCAUCAUCGUGGAAAAUGGAGCCAUCGUCUGCGCCGGAGAUUGUGAAGGUCACAUGACUAUGAGGGAGGUAAACCUUAUGGGAGGUGCUAUAUCACCAGGUCUCACUCUCUACGGUACAUCCAUGGGCUUGAUUGAGAUAAAUGAGGAGCCUUCCACCACAGAUCAUGACCAGUCACCCUUAUCUCUUACUCCUCCAACCGGCUCGGUGGAUAGAGCGGCAAAUGCAGCCGUCUUUGGUGGUAAGGAGUCCCUGAUAUCGUUACGAGCUGGUAUCACAAAUGCGAUCACACCACCGCUCAGCUCAAACAUCUUCAAAGGCUACUCAAUGUACAUCUCCGUGCCUGCGCCAAAUAGGCUUCACCCAGGAGCCAUGAUCGAGAAGGAGGUGGCCUAUCACGUAUCGGUUGGACAUGCACCUGUCUACCCGGUAUCACCAACUGGUCUUCAGAUCUCCGCACAGAUUCAAGCAAUCCACACACUUCUCUUGAGUGAAGAUCGAGAGGGGGGUACACCAUUAGAGAAAACAUUCAGAAAAAUUGCUGAAGGCGAGAUCACGCUUGUCGUAUUUGUGUCAUCAGCAGAUCAAAUGGCUACGUUGAUCGACAUGAAAAAGGAAGUUGAAGAGACGUAUAGCUCCACCAUGAAAAUGGUAUUCGAUUCUGCCUUGGAAGGUCACCUCAUAGCUAGCGAAAUCGCUGCUGCCAAGAUAGGCGUGAUCACGAGGGAAAGAGGCAAUCCUGUCACAUGGGAUGACUAUCGCGCUUUACCAGGAGCGCCCCUGUCCGAGGACACCAAUAUCAGUGCUCUACGAAAGGCAGGCGUAAUUGUUGGAAUUGGAAUGACAGGAUCUCGAGCUUCCACGUCGAAUUUGAGGUACUAUCUUGCGUAUAGUAUCACUGAUGCCACCGACAAUGCAAGUAAGCUUGACGCACUGGCCUUAGCAUCCACAAAUAUCGAGAAGAUACUGGGUGUUCCUGCACCGACCGAUACCUGGGUGGCAACGGAAUAUGGGGGAUUACUGGAUAUCGGUCAAAGUAGAGUGGUAGCAGUUGCUCGAGGUGACGGAACAGUGGCUGGCUUGUAA
Kwoniella shivajii is the source of this 2880-nucleotide messenger RNA. RefSeq lists its product as uncharacterized. The coding region runs from base 1 to 2880 and encodes 959 amino acids. The record is from RefSeq and is a predicted model, not a curated record. NCBI's taxonomy places the organism in Eukaryota, Fungi, Basidiomycota, Tremellomycetes, Tremellales, Cryptococcaceae. Gene Ontology annotation, molecular function: allantoinase activity. The transcript is spliced from 13 exons. Gene Ontology annotation, biological process: purine nucleobase catabolic process. Gene Ontology annotation, cellular component: cytoplasm.